Molecule: messenger RNA, 1321 nt
Organism: Musa acuminata subsp. malaccensis (wild Malaysian banana)
Lineage: Eukaryota; Viridiplantae; Streptophyta; Magnoliopsida; Zingiberales; Musaceae
Source: RefSeq, a predicted model, not a curated record
CUACUGUUGUCUUGGUGCUGCCCAUUGCUUCAAGAGAAAAAAGCUCAAUGGUAAGUGGGUUAUCAACUUCAGUAGUGGAAGUGUGAUAAUAAUUUCUACUGAUGUCUCUGUUUUCUAAUCCAUGAUGCAGCCAUUCACAGUGAAGAUGUAUGGUUUACUCUUCAAAACAGAGGUGUAGUAGGUCUGUGUAAAAGAUCAAAAGGGCAAUGAUUGCUUUGCAAGUGAGCAUCCAAAUCUACCCCAUAUAUGACCACAAACAUCUCUACGAAAGUUCGUGAUGAAGAAGAAGCAGAGAGAGCGUUGAGUGCAGCAAUCCGUAUGGGCACCACCCACCUCAUCUUGCCUCCCCUCAACAACUGCGUCCUUCAUUGCCGCAAAGACCACAAACCAAAGAAGCAAUAUUGAAGCCACCAACUUCGAUGAACCACCUUUCCUCUUCCAAGCACCUCUCGCCUCCGUUCAUAUACGACACCAACCAUCACAGAUCUCAUCCGAGGUUGAAGCCAUGGACUGGUACUCCUGGCUGUCCGAAUCUAGCCUCGAUCCGGGCCUCGUCUCCGAGUACGCUCUUCUCUUCUCCAACAACGAGCUCGUUGAGGAUGACAUCGCCCACUUCAAUCACGAGUUUUUGCUGAGCAUGGGCGUCUCCAUCGGCAAGCACCGGCUUGAGAUACUCAAGCUAGCCAAGAAGGGCAUGUACAGGUCGCCGCGCUCGGUGGCGAGGCUCCUCGCUGCCAUCAGCAUGACCAGGAGCUGCAUAGCCAAGUACGUCCGCUCCCUCGUUCGGCGGAACAGUUCCGCCAUCGUCGUCGUCCCCAGGCCUUCGUACAACGGCGGAGCGGCGCCCAGGGGGAACAUGUUGAAGAGGAACAAGAAGCUGGUAAAAAGCAAGCAAAGAGAACUGCUGCUAACUGACGGUGGCGUAAAGGUGCCUUCUCCGGUGAGGGUGUCACGUAGCGCGAGUCCGAUGAUCGACAGGUACAAGGAGGGUGCUGAGGAGAUCAGGUGGGACUCCAUGUUUCAGGACCUGAAGCCCACUUGAUUCCCAUGCUGCACAAGGCUUUCAUGUGUCAUUGGCUAUUCAUGUUGGGAGGUGGUAGUGGUUCAAUAGUCUGUUCUUCUUCACUGUAGCUGCUGUUGGAAUUAUGGUGUAAAUAGGAAAGGAAAAGGCUAAAGCUGAAUUGAAAACUAGUAGAGAUUUUUCAUUUUUUUACUUCCUCUUGGAGAGAAGGAAAUGAUUGGAGGUUAGCUAUGCAAUGCAUGUAUCUAUGAAAAUUUUAAUCUAUUUUCAUAAAUAUAAGCUCUUACAAGCUUGCUGAAA